GGGCUGCGGGCCGGCGGGCGGGGCGGGGCGGCCCGAGGCAGCAGCGCCCGCCGCGGCCCCAUGCUGCUGCCCCUGGCCUGCCUGCACGGCCGGGUGGCGCAGUGCCUCACGGCGCUCCUGGUGCUCGCAGAGCCGCCCCCCCGGCCCCGGCGCGGCGCGAGGGUGCACGGCGCGCCACCGUCGCGCGCGGAGGCCGCCCUGCCCGCGAAGAUGGCCGCGGAGCUGUACCCGGCCGCCGGCGCCGCGGCCGCUACCGCCACCGCCACCGCCACCGCCACGGACAUCGCUAACAGCAACGCCGCCGCCGCCGCCGCCGCCGCCGCCACGGGCAGGAAGGGCCCGCCCAGCGCCCCGCCGCCCGUCCCGCCGCCGCCCGCGCCCGCGCCGCCCGCGCCCGACAACAACAACUUGGAGAGUCCCAACUGGCAGUCCUUCCACCCGACCCUGCGCGAGAGGAACGCGCUGAUGUUCAACAACGAGCUCAUGGCUGACGUCCACUUCAUCGUGGGGCCCCCGGGAGCGGCCCGCAGGGUGCCCGCCCACAAGUACGUCUUGGCCGUUGGGAGCUCUGUCUUCUAUGCCAUGUUUUAUGGCGAUUUGGCAGAAGUUAAGUCAGAAAUCCACAUCCCCGACGUGGAGCCCGCAGCCUUCCUAAUCUUGUUAAAGUACAUGUACAGUGACGAGAUCGAUCUGGAAGCCGACACGGUGCUGGCCACUCUCUACGCUGCCAAGAAGUACAUCGUGCCGGCGCUAGCUAAAGCCUGUGUUAAUUUCCUGGAGACCAGCCUGGAAGCCAAAAACGCCUGUGUCCUGCUGUCCCAGAGCCGGCUGUUUGAGGAGCCCGAGCUGACCCAGCGCUGCUGGGAGGUCAUCGAUGCUCAGGCGGAGAUGGCUCUGAGGUCUGAAGGCUUCUGUGAGAUUGACUGGCAGACGCUGGAGAUCAUCGUGACGCGGGAAGCCCUCAACGCCAAGGAGGCCGUGGUCUUCGAGGCCGUCCUGAGCUGGGCGGAAGCAGAGUGCAAGAGGCAGGGCCUGCCGGCCACCCCGCGCAACAAGAGGCGCGUGCUGGGGCCCGUCCUCUACCUGGUCCGGAUUCCGACCAUGACCCUGGAGGAGUUCGCCAACGGCGCUGCCCAGUCGGAUAUCCUGACGCUGGAGGAGACCCACAGCAUCUUCCUGUGGUACACGGCCGCCAACAAGCCCCUCCUCAGCUUCCCGCUGACCAAGAGGAAGGGCCUCGCCCCGCAGAGGUGCCACCGUUUCCAGUCCUCCGCCUACCGCAGCAACCAGUGGCGCUACCGCGGCCGCUGUGACAGCAUCCAGUUUGCCGUGGACCGAAGGGUGUUCGUGGCAGGGCUGGGCUUGUACGGCUCCAGCUCCGGGAAGGCCGAGUACAGCGUGAAGAUUGAACUGAAGCGGCUGGGGGUGGUCCUGGCUCAGAACCUGACCAAGUUUGUCUCGGACGGCUCCAGCAACACCUUCUCGGUCUGGUUUGAGCACCCCGUGCAGGUGGAGCAGGACACCUUCUACACGGCCAGCGCUGUCCUGGAUGGCAGCGAGCUCAGCUACUUUGGGCAGGAAGGCAUGACGGAAGUGCAGUGCGGGAAGGUGACCUUCCAGUUCCAGUGCUCCUCGGACAGCACCAACGGGACCGGGGUCCAGGGUGGGCAGAUCCCAGAGCUCAUCUUCUAUGCCUGAGGUGGCAUGGGUACGCCGCGAGGGGCGCCGGGAGGGGAAGGGACGUGCAGGAGGCCGUGCUACCCCUUCACCCCCCGCCGACUGCCUCGCUGACGUCAUUAAAGACCUUGCUUAGUUUGUA
Prionailurus viverrinus (fishing cat) is the source of this 1819-nucleotide messenger RNA. RefSeq names its product BTB domain containing 6 (gene BTBD6). Gene Ontology annotation, biological process: neurogenesis. The transcript has 4 exons. The record is from RefSeq and is a predicted model, not a curated record. The coding region runs from base 61 to 1698 and encodes 545 amino acids. Gene Ontology annotation, molecular function: protein binding. Lineage: Eukaryota; Metazoa; Chordata; Mammalia; Carnivora; Felidae. Gene Ontology annotation, cellular component: cytosol.